Betta splendens (Siamese fighting fish) is the source of this 1551-nucleotide messenger RNA. RefSeq names its product hairy-related 9 (gene hes4). Bases 247 to 1122 code for a protein of 291 amino acids. Gene Ontology annotation, cellular component: nucleus. Gene Ontology annotation, molecular function: DNA-binding transcription factor activity, RNA polymerase II-specific; RNA polymerase II cis-regulatory region sequence-specific DNA binding; protein dimerization activity. Lineage: Eukaryota; Metazoa; Chordata; Actinopteri; Anabantiformes; Osphronemidae. The transcript is spliced from 4 exons. Gene Ontology annotation, biological process: anterior/posterior pattern specification; regulation of transcription by RNA polymerase II; regulation of neurogenesis. The record is from RefSeq and is a predicted model, not a curated record.
GGCGUGUGUCGGCGGCAGAAGCGGAGAGUGGUGUCGCACGCUCGUGCAGUCAGAUGACAUCCCAGUGAUAACAAGCGACAUAGCGCAGACCGAGCUGGGAGCCGACUGACAGGCAUCUUUACGUCUUCAGCAGCUUCGCGCAGUGACUUUUUCGCACAACUACAGAUUUUUUUCUCCCACACACUUGCGAAAGGGAUUUAUUAUUAUUUUUUUUAUUCCUGCACGUUCCCCUGGGUUUGAACCAUAAUGCCAGCUGAUACUAUGGAAAAGCAGACGGCAUCCCCUAUCGCCGGAGCCCCUGCAAACGGAACGCACACGCCGGACAAACCAAAGAACGCCAGCGAGCACCGAAAGUCAUCGAAACCGAUCAUGGAAAAACGCCGCAGGGCAAGAAUUAACGAGAGCCUUGGGCAACUCAAGACACUCAUCCUGGACGCACUCAAAAAAGAUAGCUCCAGACACUCCAAGUUGGAAAAGGCAGACAUCCUGGAAAUGACAGUGAAGCACUUGAGGAACCUGCAGCGCGUACAGAUGAGCGCAGCGCUCUCGGCUGACGCCACCGUCCUGAGCAAAUACAGAGCCGGAUUCAACGAGUGCAUGAACGAGGUCACGCGCUUCCUCUCCACCUCCGAGGGGGUGAACGCGGAGGUGAGGUCGAGGCUCCUCAACCACCUGUCCAGCUGCAUGAACCAGAUGAUGUCCAUGAACUACCCGCCGCAGCCGCCGUCGCAGCAGGCGCACCUGGCGCAGCCCCUCCACGUGCAGCUCCCGUCCACUCUGCCCAUCAGCGGCGCCGCCGUGGGCUCCAAGCUCAGCCCCGCCGAAGCCGUGUCGCCGAAGGUCUUCGGCGGCUUCCAGCUGGUGCCGGCGACCGACGGACAGUUCGCCUUUCUGAUCCCGAACCCGGCGUUCGCCUCCCCCGCGGCCCCCGUCAUCCCCCUCUACGCAAACGCAGGAGUUCCCGUUGCGGUCAACGCCGGUCCCGUGCACGGCAGCGCGGCGCCGACGGCGGCGUCUCCGGUCCACGGCAUGACGUCCUUCUCGGGGGGUUCCCAGGCGGUCAGCCCCGUGGGAGUCAGCACCGGGUCGGAGAGCAACGAGCCCGUGUGGAGACCCUGGUAGUUUAAAGGACUGAAGAGACUCACGUGGAGGCAGUUGGCGUUACUGUUCUGAUUUAGACAUUUAACAUACGCACAGUGGUGCUGUCGGGGUUUACUCUGUGACGGGACGGCAACAAUAACUAUAACAUAGCAGGUCUCAUUGUUUCGUUUUAUGGAACAGUGGUUGCCGUUAAUGGCACGUUUUUUUAUAGUUUAUUGUCUGACUCCAAUAUUUGGAUGCCAGUGAUAAAUACGCUGUAAAUGCAGAAGAUUUUUAUAGGAUUUUUUGUGAUGAAGUACUUUUUAUGAAAAGGUUUUAGUUUUGUACAGAGUUGUUAUUGAUUGAUAUACCAAAGCUGUGUUUUAUAUUGAUUUUUUUGCUUUGUGUUGUUAAAACUUAAAACAGAAGCUGGGCGUUGACCCAUUGUUUUAAUAAAUACAUUUUAAAAUA